AGGUUGGACAGCCCGGUCCCCCCCAGUGGCAGCCCAAUAGACUGAUGAGUUAUUGUCAUGUAAAAAGCGCCGGCAAUAAGACCAACCGCUUUGCUAUUGUCCAAGUGGAAAGAGCCAAGUUUAUGAUGAGGACUCUAUGCUCUGGAGACCUCAGGCGAGGCAGCUCAUAGGAGGCUUUUUCAUAAAAGUGGGCUCUGCAGCAAGUAAGGAGGCCAGUGUUGAAUCAGGCACACAGCAGAGCACAUCUCCUCCCAGAGCCUUCAGCCUCAGCUCCUCCAAUAUCUGCAGCCACCUCCAGGGUGACACUUCUAGAGCCUCUUCAAUGUAUAAAAUGGAAUAUUCUUACCUCAAUUCCUCCGCCUAUGAGUCCUGCAUGGCUGGCAUGGACACUUCUAGUCUGGCCUCAGCCUAUGCUGAUUUCAGCUCAUGCAGCCAAGCCAGCGGCUUCCAGUAUAAUCCUAUCAGGACCACUUUUGGGGCCACUUCUGGCUGCCCAUCCCUCGCCCCCGGAUCCUGCAGCCUCGGCACUCUCAGAGACCAUCAGAGCAGCCCCUAUGCAGCAGUUCCUUACAAGCUAUUCACUGAUCACGGUGGGCUGAAUGAGAAGAGGAAACAGAGAAGGAUACGCACAACCUUCACCAGCGCACAACUCAAGGAACUGGAGAGGGUAUUCGCAGAGACCCAUUACCCUGAUAUCUACACCCGUGAAGAACUGGCACUCAAGAUAGACCUGACCGAAGCCAGAGUGCAGGUCUGGUUCCAGAACCGCAGGGCCAAAUUCAGGAAGAUGGAAAGAGCAGCAGCGGCGGCAGCGGCAGCAGCUAAGAACGGUUCCUCGGGCAAGAAAUCCGACUCCUCGCGGGACGAAGAGAACAAGGACUCCAAGAGCACUGAUCCUGACAGCACUGGGGGGCCUGGAAACAACCCAAACCCCACUUCCAGCUGUGGUGGAGGGCCAAGUCCUAGCGGGGCACAGGGAAAUGGGGUCCCACAGGAGCCAGGCAAGGUCGGGGUGCAGGGGCCUGGAAGCUUGGCAUCAGCAUCAGUUGUGGGACCUACAGGUGGAUCACAAGGCUGGGCAACUGGACCAGGAGGCACCAUCACCUCCAUCCCUGACUCCUUAGGUGGUCCCUUCGCCAGUGUCUUAUCUUCUCUGCAGAGACCCAACAGCGUCAAAGCCACUCUAGUCAAGAGCAUGUUCUGAACUCUACUCCAGCCUUAUCCUUCUACAUAACACUACUAUUCCUCUUAGGUACCUGGGCCUUGCUCUUGUGCUUCAUGAGAAACAGAACUCUGAGAGUAACAUUGAUAAGGGCCAGGGCUGCCUGCAACCUUUCUGGUGAGAUGGACCCUCAACAUCAAUUCUCCUCUUCAAAGCAGUGAAACUAAGGGCCACAUAAAGGAAGCUGGUGGCUUUUGAGAGCCACAUUUCUGUGGACUCCAUAACUCAAAAAAAAAAAAACAUGUUUCCAGGGAAGAAGACCUUGUCUAAGAAGGUACCCAGGUUUUUUUUAUUAAGAACAAAUGGUUCUUCUACAGAAAGUGGUUCAGUGAGGAUGGGCGGAGCAUGGGAAACCAGCAGAUACAUUGUAUCUAGAUAGAGCACUAGCUCUCUGGCUUAGAAAAGUCAAUGUCUUGUCCCUCCAGCUGUUCUUAAUAUACAGCUUCCAACAUGGACCCCAACAGGCUUCAUCAGUAGAGGGGUGCUGGAAUUGUAUAACUGAUCAAUUUAGGGACACAAUUUUGGCAAACAGAUGCAUUCCACAACUACAAAUCCCAUCUUUCUACUAUAAAUCAAAUAAUGCCCCCAAAUAUGUAUUUUCUCCAAUAAAUAUUUAGGGAAAUGUAACAAAAUCUACAGCUGAAAAUUGCACUGCAUUAAGGGGGGGUCUGUCUUUUUAUCCUACUAAAUCUGUACAUCGAUUAUGGUUGUAAUUAUUUAUUAUGUUGAUUCAAGCAAAUUAAACAUUUUUU
Molecule: messenger RNA, 1974 nt
Organism: Xenopus laevis (African clawed frog)
Lineage: Eukaryota; Metazoa; Chordata; Amphibia; Anura; Pipidae
Gene: phox2b.S
Product: paired like homeobox 2B S homeolog
Exons: 3
Coding region: 137-1204 (355 amino acids)
Biological process (GO): regulation of DNA-templated transcription; enteric nervous system development; regulation of transcription by RNA polymerase II
Cellular component (GO): nucleus
Molecular function (GO): DNA binding; RNA polymerase II transcription regulatory region sequence-specific DNA binding; DNA-binding transcription factor activity, RNA polymerase II-specific
Source: RefSeq, a predicted model, not a curated record